Molecule: messenger RNA, 3127 nt
Organism: Uloborus diversus
Lineage: Eukaryota; Metazoa; Arthropoda; Arachnida; Araneae; Uloboridae
Product: general transcription factor 3C polypeptide 4-like
Exons: 14
Coding region: 349-2589 (746 amino acids)
Biological process (GO): transcription initiation at RNA polymerase III promoter
Cellular component (GO): transcription factor TFIIIC complex
Molecular function (GO): histone acetyltransferase activity; protein binding
Source: RefSeq, a predicted model, not a curated record
UGUUGGUGUAUAUUGGAAAUCGGUCAAUGCAGGAACGAUCCUGAAUUAAAUUAAGUCAUUCGAAGAAUUGUCUUGUGAAAAAGAUAUAAACGGAUCUUUAACAUAUGGAAAUGGAAAGUGAAAAUUAAUAAUUGAGAUGAAAAACUUCUGACUCGUAAGGAAGUAGAAGAAACAAGGGAAUUAAAGUAACUGAUAAUCCUUACAGUUUCAACUAGAAGAGAAGGCAAAAAAAAAAAAAAAAAAAAAAAGACGUAUAACGGCCGCAGUAUUUCCGAUCAAUGCAACUGAGUCAGAAGGUUCGGUGUCGAGAUAAUUUCAAGCCGGAAAUAAAUUUCAGAGCUUAAAAAAAUGGAGAAAAUGACUUCUGUUACAUUAGUUCAAAAUUUUUCUCUUCCUGGAGAAAUAUGCCGCAAAUUUGCUAUCGAUUGGUCUGCUGACAAUAGAAUUGCUGUUUGCACUAAUAAAGCAAUUUAUGUUUUAAACUCCUAUUGCAGUCCAGUAGAAAGCGGAUUUCCUUCUCCAUUGCAUAAGCAAGUUAUUUGUGCUCCUGAGAAAACUAUGGUAUUCAUUCCAUUAGACAUCCCUGCCAAUCCAUUUAACAUGGUGAAAUCAGAAAAUGACAGAGUAAAUUUGCAUUAUAUGAUGCUGGAUCACACAGUUAAUCCUACACCUCCUGAUAGAUGUGAAGCAAAUCGAGGUUAUCGUAUGGCGAGAUGGUCGCCUAGGGGAGCCGGAAGAGCUGGAAGGUGUUUGCUGGCAACCCUAACAAUGGAUCACAGAUUAUGUAUUUAUGAAGGAAAGGAGAAAGAAUGGAAAUGUCUUUGUGAUUUGAGUGAAACGUUAAAAUCUGAGUAUGAGGGGAAAAGUUCGAAUUUAGAGGCGAAAUCUCCCAAAGCUCCUCGGAAAAAAAGAAAAAAAGAUGCAAAAUCAAAGUUACCCAGGCGAAGCACAAGAAGUAGAAAGAAAGAUGAACUGUCUGAUGAUGAGGAUGAUGAGGAAGAAGAAGAAAAUGCUAAUAAAACACUUUCAGAAAUUUUAAAUUAUGAAAAAUUUGCUUCUGAAAUAUAUAGAAUGGCUGCUAUGGAUAUUGCAUGGACAGGUAUGUUUGGAUCUCCAGCUACAUCCAUUAAUGACAAUAGCUAUGAAUAUUGCUAUUUAAUUGUUGCAAUGAGAAGUGGACACAUUCAGUUCUGGAAAAUUUCCCCUAAUGAUGGAAGAAUAGUGUCGUUAGCAUAUGAAUGGGAUACAGAACUUGGCUUCUUAACAUCUUUAUGCUGGCAACAAACAAGCCCAACAGCUGGUUUUUUAAUGUGUGGAAGUCAUAAAGGCAUUUUGGCUUUCCUCCCAGUUACUGUACGGAUUGACUCUGAUCAGGAACCUAAGCUUGUCGUGAAAAGUAUGUGCAAAGUGUGGGAUGAAGAAGAUUCUGUUGCAGUGGACCAUAUUGCUGUUCUUAAAAUUGCUUUGAAAAAGUAUGUCAUAAUUGCUGCCAAACUACAUGCUCUGGUUGGAUGUGAAAUUGCCCUCACUGACUCAUCUAUUAUUAUUAGGAAUGUUGGACACUCUUUUGGACUACACAGGCUUCCUGUUACUGGUAUGACUGUAUUAGAUACUACAAUGCCUCAGUACCGUGUACUGAUUUCAAGCAUGGAGGGAAAAAUAAUUGAAAUCAAAGUAUCUUUGGGAAAUGAUGAAAUUAAAUUUCAGCAUGAAAAUAUAAAUAUUGACCUUGAUUUAAAGAAUUUGAUGACUCAAGGUUUAGCUGUGUCUCCUAAUGGCUUGUUAUGCUCUUUGAUACUUAGCCCUAAAACUUAUUAUGACCAUUUAGAAAAGAGAGAAGCAUUGCAGUUUGCAAUGUUUGUUACAAGACCAUUUGAGGAAGUCUACCAGAAACUGAAGAGUGUUCUUAAGCCUCAGUUUUCCUUUUUGCCUGUUACUAGUGGUGGAAUUAGUAAACAUACCGACUUCCUGGAAUGCCUUCGUAUCAACUUGGCUUGUGGCACAACAUUGCCUGAUUGGUUAACAGAAUUUCUUGAUAACGAUCCAAUGACAUAUGAAAAGUUUUCAACAAUGGAAUUAUAUUUUAUGAGAUUUCUGUUGCAUGCAUAUGUUUCUGGGCUAGCAGUCAACACACCAAAAGAUAAAGGAAAUUUAGAACUAAAGUUAUACACAGUAGAAGCCAUGAUAAUGAGAAAUUACAUAUCCAAAGUUUUCGGCAGUUGUCAAGAUAAAAUAGACUUACUUACACCUGCUCAAGGUCAAUCUCUCUUACUGAUGGCAGAUUGGCUUUUUAAAGAAUUCCAAAUGCCUGUUGAGAGUCUUUAUUCUGCUCUCGGUUGUGAAACUCCAAUCGAUGCAGAGUCUUUACCAGCGAGAGAAACUUGUCGUAUAUGUAAAAAUGAUGUUAAGUUAGACAAUAUAAAAAUUGGACAAUGUGCAAGGAACCACAUGUUUGCUAGAUGCUGCCAGUCUUUGCUGUUGUGUGAUGUUAUCCCAUAUUUUCAAUGUCAGUCCUGUAAAAGUGUAGCUCUGCAAGACGUUUGGAGCUUUGGACUUGCCUGUACAUACUGUGGAAUGCCAAUGACUUAACUUCCAUUAAAUUGUGCAUCAUUUUUAUCAUUUGUUUCAUAUUGCAUGCAUCAAAGUAUCUCAUUUGGACAGGGACAGCUUCAAAUCCAAAAAUCCUGGGAAUUAUCGCAGAGUAAAAAACUUAUUUGUGGCAGACCUGCAUUUAUGUGAAUCUCUUGUUUCCCAGUUUACCGUUCCAUACAAUGACAGCACACUAUUCAGAGUGUACUCUCAGUUUGGAAUUGUAUGAGUUUGCGCACACACGAAUUUUGAACUCUCUUUUAUUAUAUGAGGCAGUGAGAAGCAAAGGUACGUAAGCGGGCUUCUUAAAAUUUUCAUUAAAACACAUUUAAUGUUUAGAUCACAGAUAAGUUUUCAUUGAAUUUUUUUUCUGAAUCAUGCUGUAUAGCAGCCCAAACCAUAGAUACAAGUACCAUCUUUGCUCCAUUGCAGAAGACAGAUUUCCCUACUAUUUGUACUGGUAAUCUUUUUUUUUUUUGGCAACAUCCCUUUGCUUCUCACUGCCUCUUAUAAUAAUGGAAUCAAUUGAUUUAGGAAA